Molecule: messenger RNA, 625 nt
Organism: Amaranthus tricolor (Joseph's coat)
Lineage: Eukaryota; Viridiplantae; Streptophyta; Magnoliopsida; Caryophyllales; Amaranthaceae
Product: egg cell-secreted protein 1.4-like
Exons: 1
Coding region: 80-499 (139 amino acids)
Biological process (GO): double fertilization forming a zygote and endosperm
Source: RefSeq, a predicted model, not a curated record
UAUAAAUCAAUCAACAAACUCAAUUCCAUCAUCCAUCAUCUACACUUCUCUCAUUCAAUCAAUCAAAUCCUUAUAAUACAUGAUGGGCAUCAAUUACUGCAUUUUUGUGCUCUUAGUCAUAGCAUUCCUGAUGCAUAAUGCUCCUACAGCAGCAAGAAACCUCUGUAUUUCUACUGAUAAUGAUACUAAUUCGAGUGUCUUAGACCUCGCGACAAGAUUGCAAGCACGUAGUACCAACGAUACUAAUACGACUGAUUGUUGGACUGCCUUGUCGAAUCUGAGAACAUGCUCAAAUGAGAUUGUUGGGUUCUUCCUGAAUGGAUAUACUGAAAUCGAUGCUCCAUGCUGUGACGCCAUUGAAGUAAUCGUCCACCAUUGUUUGCCAUCUAUGCUAAGCGUGCUUGGUUAUAGUGUCGAAGAAGGGAACUUGCUUGCUGCCUAUUGCUCCAAGAUUUCUGCAACACUUGAAUCUAAAUCUACUAAUGACAUUCACGGAUAAACCAUUACCCAUCUUGCUUUCUACUUUGUUUGAUUUCUUGUUAUGUUUUUUUCCUUGUUUGUUCUGUUAUCUGUUAGUAUGAUCACAUCUGAAUCUGAAUAAAAUUGUGACUGUUAGAUUCCUUGU